AUGCUCCAACAACGGAGUGUGAUACGGGCGUUUCAGAAAUUGAUAGCGAUGUUGAUGUUAUGGAUUCGACGGCUUAAUCCUCACGCCGCACAACGAGUCCAAGUUGUGUAUCACACUAAAUUGGUCCGAGAGAAUGGGGGUAUGGAAGAGGAGAAAUUCAAGCCCGCGAAGCUCUAUGCUGCUGACUUUGGAGCGAUUGUGGUACCAAACGAGAGUGUAGGUGCGGUGGGGACAGAUCCCAUUCCCCCGCCCGAGCUGGAUGAACCUCUUUCCGCAAUAACAGAAGAUUUCCUAGUUACAAGCCAAGUUGCGGAAGGGUCUCAACUCUCCAACAUCAGUGACGGGGAGAUUAGUUCUCCAGACGUAUGUGGAGAGCGAAUUGACAUAUCGACAUGCUCCACUGUCAAUAUAGAAAGCUGCAUGCAUAGCCCCAAAAUCUCGUUCGAAGAGGAGCGUGAAAUGCCGAAGGAUCAACACCUUCUUUCUCCAAUACCCCCAAACCUUCCCGAGAGCGACAAGAGCGCUACUGCUAGCUCAAUAUCAGACGAAGAAAAUCGCCCCACAGCCGUCUGUUGCGUCCCUUCGGUCAGUGAAAAGAAGGAGAAGUGUGAACUGGAAAGCGAGAAAGAUGUACCUCAAGAUACCAUUGAGCACCAGGACGAUGACCUCAAAAUCGACAAUGAACAUGCGGUUCAAGGAAAGAACGAAAGAUCAAUGCUCCUGCUACAAAGCAUAGCUCCCGAAUUUGAGCAUGCAAAUGGAGAAGAACAUCAUCACGGUGGCGAGGCUUCUCAACUACUUGCUGCUAAGGACGAACCCCCCCGGGUCAAAGACGUCUGUCCACCUCUCACCGCCGGAGCGAUACUGCCCAGUGCUGAAGACACAAUCUCUCUUCUUUGCUCCCGCGGCCUCAAUGACGAAGGUAAUGCAGGUGAUUCUACAGAGGCAAAAACCCUCCCAGUCACUCCAAUUGACAUGAAAUCAAUCAGACCCCCGCAACCCGGCAAGAGGAAGACUCUAGUUAAAAUUCGUACACCUGAUAUGGAUGAUUUGGUAUCACUCAUAUCGUCAUGGCACCUACAUAGUCCUGUCUCCCCUGUUAGUGGUUGA
Messenger RNA from Morchella importuna, 1110 nucleotides. RefSeq lists its product as uncharacterized. Bases 1 to 1110 code for a protein of 369 amino acids. The transcript is spliced from 2 exons. NCBI's taxonomy places the organism in Eukaryota, Fungi, Ascomycota, Pezizomycetes, Pezizales, Morchellaceae. The record is from RefSeq and is a predicted model, not a curated record.